GCGGGAAUAGGCUAUAUAAAUCCGCAAAACAGGACUCUUCCUGAAACACUCACAAAGUCUGCAAAGGACCAACUGAAUCGCUGCUCUGUGUCUCCAUCCGCGAACCGUCACAGCAGCUUUAGGAGUAAUACUUGUCUGCCAACUUUGGCGUAGACAGCACGACGCGCUUUAAAAGACGCAUCUUGGAAUCUGAAUAUUUCAUCUGCAGUUUCCUUGAAACCCAACAUGAAACUCCAGUUAUUUGCCAUAGAUUUAGUAGUUAUGUGCAUAUCUUGGGGAGCAAGUGCGCUGGCCACAAGUCCCAUUGCUGCGUCCUCAUCCACGCCAGGUGCCGACAUCAAUGGGUUUGGUGCGGCGCACGGUCACGGAGAAAACGGAACAGUUUCCAAAACCAGGAGGAAGCGGUAUAUUAGUCAGAACGACAUGAUUGCCAUCCUCGAUUAUCACAAUAAAGUGAGAGGCAGAGUGUUUCCUCCAGCUUCCAAUAUGGAAUACAUGGUGUGGGAUGAGACUUUGGCAAAAACAGCAGAGGACUGGGCUCAUGCCUGCCUUUGGGAACAUGGACCGCCUCACCUCCUCAGGUUUCUGGGUCAAAACCUCUCAGUCAGGACAGGACGCUAUCGGUCCAUUCUGCAGCUGGUGAAGCCCUGGUACGACGAAGUGAAAGAUUACUCAUUUCCAUACCCUCGUGACUGCAACCCACGAUGCCCUCUCAGAUGCUAUGGACCUAUGUGUACCCACUACACACAAAUGGUAUGGGCAACAUCUAACAAAAUCGGUUGUGCUGUCCACACGUGCCACAAUAUGAAUGUGUGGGGUUCUGUUUGGAAAAGGGCAACAUAUUUAGUCUGCAACUAUUCACCGAAGGGUAACUGGAUCGGAGAGGCUCCUUACAAAGUUGGCGUUCCGUGCUCCGCCUGUCCUCCCAGCUACGGUGGCUCGUGCAGCAACAACAUGUGCUUCCCAGCUCUCAAGACUAACUACCUGCACUGGUUCAAAUAAACACAAGCUUCCUACCAACAUGAGCCGACAACCCGUAGUACCACAAAGACAUUAUGUUUUAUUCGAGUAAGGAUUUGCACAACAGUCGAGCAACAACGCUUUUCUGUAUAUAUGGGCUUAUUUAAGGGAUAAGUAUACAAUUGAAGGCACCUGGUGAUUUUAGUGACUUGUAAAUAAUUUGUAAAUGAGUUAUGUUCCCUUUUUUUGUCAGUUUGCUACAUAUAUUGGAAAUGAUCAAAUAUCUAAAGGUAUUUAUAUGACAAAUGGGUCAUUUUAACAGUGCAUACUUUAUGUGGUCCUCAAAACCAUUGCAAUUACUGUUGACAAUGUGGUAAUUAAGGACAUUAAAGCCAUCACAGCUCCUCAUUUCAGCUCAAUUUGGUGCUAUGGGCAUCACACAUUCAUGUUGUGUGCUCUGCCUACACAAAAAUGUUGAGAUCAAACAGGAUCAAAAGGAUCAAAGCGUUUGACCUUAGAGGGGAACCUCCACUGGCAGCCUUUUCAACCUGACGGUGACUUGCAAAAUUAACUCAUAGAGCAGAACUUGCUCAUUUAAGGUGCAUGCAGGUUGUCUCAGUUCAGAUUUUUAAGCAAAGUCUACCUUUUUGUCAACACACUCAAGUUCUGGCUUAAGUGUCUUGUGAAGACGGUGCAUGUAUUGAAUUAAGCUGACUGGAAAGCCCCUAGUUUUGCAGGCUGAUGUCAGCACACAUAACGCCUCUGUUUUAAAAGGUUUCCUGAAAAGUCAGGCAGUACAUUUUCAGUCUUAAUCUGCACUAAUUCACUUCUGUGUCAUACUGACGACAAUUCAUCUGGGCAUUUCGCAGGUUUUACUCAUAUAUUUUAUAUUUAUGUUAGAGAAAUUAAGUCUGAUACAUAUCUACUCUGUGAUAACACCUACAUACAUAUAUCACCAUGUAAGUUUACUGGUUUGCUACAUGCCCUCUUGUGUAUUGAUGUUGUUUAUAUUUUGAUAUGACUCAUUUGGGAUUCCAGCACUCAAGUGCACCUUAAUUGUUUGUGAAUUUCAAAAAUAACAGAAAAGUGUUAUUUGUUUUUUUCUAUGUGUACAUAAUCAUAUCUUAACUAUGUUACAACAGUUAAACUGUAAGUUAUUACUUUUGUAUUGAAACCUGUUUAAGUUAUAUUAAUUUUGUAUUGUUUGUAAAAUGAUAGCAUUUAUUCAACAUACCGAAAAGGACAAAAAUAGGAGAAAACACAUUUUCAGUUUUUAAAUCAGCAAUGAUAUUUAUGCGGUGAAGUCCAUUGUUUUAUAUGUUGGACUUGUAAUAAACUGGUUGAGUUUUUAUCA
Messenger RNA from Girardinichthys multiradiatus, 2314 nucleotides. RefSeq names its product peptidase inhibitor 15a (gene pi15a). Gene Ontology annotation, cellular component: extracellular region. NCBI's taxonomy places the organism in Eukaryota, Metazoa, Chordata, Actinopteri, Cyprinodontiformes, Goodeidae. Bases 226 to 1002 code for a protein of 258 amino acids. The transcript has 6 exons. The record is from RefSeq and is a predicted model, not a curated record.